AUGCAAGCCACAGCGGAUAGUCAUGAAUUGGUGGCCCAUAUGCUGGGUGCCAUGAUGGAAAUCAUAUCGGCAGGAUCUGGACGCUCGGCGGUCAGGGAAGUUUAUACCGCUCGUAUCUACUUGAAAGCCGGGCGGGGAAGCUCGCUGCUAGCGGCAGGGUGCAACAUAACGGAUGUUAGAUUGGCUCGUGGGCCAGCUCAGAAACUCUUAUCGCACCGGCCCACCGCGGGCACUCUGCACGCAAACGGGCUGCUCUUCCUGUCCGAUAACCGCUGCGAGCAGUGGGGAAGCGGUGCCGCACACGAUGGCUGGCACAGCAGAACCUCAGCUGGAGACCCCACGGGGAAACCGAUCUCCGCGCGAGCCUGCUUGCGUGCUUGCGUGCUUGCUGCGUAUCUGGACUCGCAUGGUGACGGCUAUGCUGUGCAUCCCGAUGCAGGAACUCUCCUGGAUCACGUUCCGUUUCACCAUGCAGCUCCUGACCACCUGAUUGUUGAUCGCCAGGUGGGCAUUGCUCGUGGCUCAUACGGAUCCAACAGGUUUACGCAAUUCGUAUCGGCCCGCGCGGCUCAGCGUGAACUGGUGGGCAAGUACCAUCAUUUCAGCAUCUAUAUGGCGCACAUGAAAGCUGUCAAACACGGAUCGGUCGGAGAACUAUACCUGCGUUGGAAAUCUGGCCGUGGUGUUAGGUGUCAAUGCCACACAGGGCAAGCUCACUCGCAUUAG
This is a messenger RNA of Aspergillus welwitschiae, 726 nucleotides long. RefSeq lists its product as uncharacterized. Lineage: Eukaryota; Fungi; Ascomycota; Eurotiomycetes; Eurotiales; Aspergillaceae. The coding region runs from base 1 to 726 and encodes 241 amino acids. The record is from RefSeq and is a predicted model, not a curated record. The transcript has 7 exons.